Molecule: messenger RNA, 1648 nt
Organism: Aspergillus pseudonomiae
Lineage: Eukaryota; Fungi; Ascomycota; Eurotiomycetes; Eurotiales; Aspergillaceae
Product: Zn(II)2Cys6 transcription factor domain-containing protein
Exons: 3
Coding region: 630-1526 (298 amino acids)
Biological process (GO): regulation of DNA-templated transcription
Molecular function (GO): DNA-binding transcription factor activity, RNA polymerase II-specific; zinc ion binding
Source: RefSeq, a predicted model, not a curated record
AGUAAUCACCCAGUAAUAUUACCCAUCGCUCAUAGCCAUCAUCAUCCAUCAAUCUACUCCGGACUACAGAUUAGUUAAAAAGCAAGUUCAAACCCUCCAGAACCCAUACUUCCUUUGGUUUCUGGACUGUCUUAUAUCAGCGGCUACCAUAUAACUCUCACGUACCUUCCCAUAGUCACUGCAACCUUCGCCGUUCCACUUCUUGGGUGCAACCAUUCUGGCCAUUACUCAUUACCUCGUCUUCCCAUGCGACUGACGUCUCGCAUUGGUCCUUGAUCUUGUCCACCCGUUGGCCUUUGCAAACCUUCAGUCUCCUUCUCCCCGACAUCGUUAUAUCAUCGACCAACUUUAACGCAUUGUCGAUCCCUUGAACUACUACUAUUGCAGCACCCCAGAACACGAAUGAACAAUCACUGGAAGAAUCUCACGUACCAACCCGGCUUCUAAUUUCCAGUAGUCUUAAGAUUAUACCUAUUCUACUUUUACUCCUUACAAAUUACCCUUUUUAUUUUCUUAUUAUUGCUAUUGUUAUUCUGAUUUUUAUCAUCUCGAUUCCUCUGGUCUCCUCUCUGUCUCCUACUUGUUACUUUUUCCCAUUCCCGCCCAUAUCUAUACAGCUGUACUACACAAUGACAGCACGCCAAUCAUCACCUACAUCAGAACACUCUCAUUCGGACAGCAAUGUUCGCAAGAGGGUAUGUAAGGCAUGCGAUCGGUGCAGGCUGAAGAAAUCCAAGUGUGAUGGAGGCAACCCAUGUGGUCGCUGUAGGACAGACAAUGCCAUUUGUGUCUUUGGCGAGAGGAAGAAGGCUCACGAUAAAGUGUACCCGAAGGGAUAUGUUGAGAUGCUUGAGCAACAACAAGCGUGGCUAGUCUAUGGGCUUCAAGAACUAUAUCGACGCACCAGCGAAGGCGAAGGGUGGCCUGGGGAACCGUUGAAAUGCGAAGCCAACGGCCACCCUCUCACUCACGAUCUGCUCACCCGAUUGGGCGCUUUGGACCAGAGCAAGGGCGAGCGUUUUGAGGAGAACACCGACUCUAUGCAGCAAGACCUAUGGAAGCAGAACGCAGGGCAUAUGCAGCGCCAGGACUCGUCAGACGGCAGUUCAGAAAGUGCACAAUCACCCGUUCUUCCCACCCGUUUCCCAGACGCUUUUACGCGACAACCACUUACUCCGCCUACGUUCAGCCCUCCUUUGCGGCAAGGACCUACAAUCAAGACGGAACCUCAAAUUGUGCCCAAUACGCCUAGCUUCAUCCCGCCGAUGGCUAUGCACGGGGACGUGGUCAACCCUCUCGCGUUACAAGAUCCGCAACAAUGGCCGAGCAGCUUAGGGAGUUUCGACGACAUGGACCUGAUGGCGACUGCCGAUUACAAUAACCUGUCAUUCGAUGACCCAGUCUCUUCUCCGAUGUUCAAUCGCCAAAUUCCUAUGAAUUGCAUAUCGUACAUGGAUGCAAAGAAUGACUACGAAGAUAUUAGUCAAUUCUUGAAUGCGAAUCCACCGGAAAUAACGUCUAGCUGAGCCGCACAUAUCGACGGAGAGUAACAUGCUAGCGAAGCAUGGCUUUUCUUCUGCCUCGACGCUACUUGCAUACGCCUAUGACGUGACGCAUGUACAUUACACAUGUUUUUCUUCGAUUUACU